Molecule: messenger RNA, 437 nt
Organism: Arabidopsis arenosa
Lineage: Eukaryota; Viridiplantae; Streptophyta; Magnoliopsida; Brassicales; Brassicaceae
Source: the annotation of a GenBank genome assembly
AACGGGGUUCUAAUAAAUUACUAUCUUUACUAAAUUUGAUUAUACAUAAUAAGGCCCAUUAUAGGUUGCAAUUUUUAUUGAAUAUGGAACAAUGGUCGAGUUUGUGGCAAAAUGUUCACCGUGAAAUGCACCGGACCUCGUAACGCCGUGCCUCACCCUUGCACUGGAAAAUCCGUGACGGUCAAAAUCGUUGACCAUUGUCCCAGUGGCUGUGCUGCUACGCUCGAUCUUUCCCGAGAAGCUUUUGCUCAGAUCGCUAAUCCUGUCGCUGGGAUUAUUAACAUUGAUUAUAUUCCGUAAUCAUUUCUUCCUAUCCUUAUCACCUAUAUUAUUUGUUAAUUUAGAGAAGCAGGAUUUUAAUUAUGAUAUUGUUUAUCUGUAUUUCAGGGCCUAAACGUCGUUGAAGUUCUCAAGGAAAAUAAUGCUCAAGUCUAGAA